Molecule: messenger RNA, 1640 nt
Organism: Xenopus laevis (African clawed frog)
Lineage: Eukaryota; Metazoa; Chordata; Amphibia; Anura; Pipidae
Gene: cdk2ap1.S
Product: cyclin-dependent kinase 2 associated protein 1 S homeolog
Exons: 5
Coding region: 437-799 (120 amino acids)
Cellular component (GO): cytoplasm; nucleus
Source: RefSeq, a predicted model, not a curated record
AAGUAUAAAAAAUGUAAUAAAAAAAAAAGUUACUGUAUAAAAAUGUGAUAAUGUUCGUCAGGAAACAAAACUGUAUUGUCCCAAUUACACUGGGCAGGAAAUAAAGUGCCUGGGAAAUAAAGGGCCUUCUGAGAGAAAAUGUCCAUGUCGCGCAGUUUUUUUUAGUCAAAACCAUAUAAAAAUGGCCUAAAAGCGUCUUCCAGGAGAGAAAUAAGCCCCCCGGGGUGAGAGGUGAAGGGGGGCUGCCCAGGGACACGGGCUACUGCUGGAGGCUUCAUUGCAUUGUGGGUGUCAGUACAUGUGACGCCAUAUCUGCCGGUGCCGCCGCUGUAAACAACAAAAAGUGUCUGAGGGAGACAGACAAGAGCCGCUCCAGUGGAUCUCAGGACAUUUUAUUUGUUGUUGUUGCCGGAUUCCUCCCCUCUCGGCGGCGGUCAUGUCUCUGGGAAUGUCUUACAAGCCCAACCCGAACGCGCAGCACCCCGCCAGUAACCCCGGCUUGCAGGCUGGGAGUGCCCAUUCCCCUUCAACAAGUAUGGUAUCGACUGCACAAUACAGGCAGCUAGUUAAUGACUAUGGACCUCCAUCUUUAGGAUAUGCGCAGGUUUCUAAUAGUAAUCAGGUUCCUCAGAGCAAGUAUGCAGAACUUCUUUCCAUCAUUGAAGAGCUGGGUAAAGAAAUUAGACCAACAUAUGCUGGCAGUAAAAGUGCUAUGGAGAGAUUUAAAAGAGGUAUCAUCCACGCUAGGGGCUUGGUCCGGGAAUGUUUGGCCGAAACAGAGCGUAAUGCAAGAUCCUAGCUCUGCCACGUCCCAACUUUCUGAAGCCAACAGCUAUUUCUUUUUGAAUUUGCGAAAAUGCCAGAGCUGUCUUUCUGCGUACCAGAUGGGUUCAUCAAAUGCAUUUUGAAUAAUUUCUUUGUUCAAAGGCUGCUGAACACAAGAUAAGAUUUUUACAUAUUAACAGAGUUUUCAUUGAAAAGAGUUAUACGUUAUUCCUGGCUCUUUUUUUUUUUUAAGCGAGUGCAUGGUUUCUGCUACAUUGCUUCUAAGUUACAAUAUAUUUACAUUUUAUUCAUGUACAUUAACACAAGCCGAGUCCUACCAAUUCAAUACAAUACAUUUUGUGUUUUAAGGACACUGCAUGACUUUUUUUUGCCUAUAGAUUUGUGUUUGAUAUCAUUUUGUUUUUUACUUGAUUGUAAUCCUUUAUAGUUUUCAUUUAAAAAGACAAAUUUGCAGCACCAUGUUCGAGAAUAUUUUUCCCAGUAACUGAUGUCACUUUUCGGGGAGAAGAUUCUCGGAUAUAUGGAAUUUGCAAAAUCUUUAAAAGUGCCCAACAAACAGUAGACGAGUAUUGUUUAUUUUCGGUUAGAGAUUGAAGAGAUUGAAGUAUUGAAAGGGAUUGUAUUACUGGCCUAUGCACUUGCAUGUCUGUAAACAUAUUUGCUAACCACUCAACAUGCAUGAUUUAUUUAAAAAAACGAGAACAUUUACUUUUCUAUAGGUGGAUCUAGGUGUCUGCCAUAACUGCAGUUAAUAUACACAAAAAGGCUGUGUUGGGAAAAUGAAAACUAACAAUUUGCAUCUUUGUAUCUAUUUAUUACUUGAUGUAAUAAAGCUUAUUUUCACUAAAAAAAAA